AUGGUGGUUGCACUGGUGAAACAGUACAUCUUGUCAAUAACAAAUGAGGAGGAGAUCCGGGAGUACGUCAUUGACCUCCUUCAGGGGACUGAUGGGAAGAAGAGCUGGUUUGUGGAAGAGCUGCUGUCCAGGUGGAGGGAAUCCUCCCAGCUGCCCUCUGAGCCUCUGCCACCCUGUCGGAAAAAGGACGAGACUUCGGAGGCACCUCGGGCUGGAGACCAGGCAAAAAAGGGUAAACGCAAAGGAAGGAACAAGCAGGAGAUGCCUGCAUAUGUGGAGCCAACUGCACAUGUGGAGGAAGUGAAGACCCCCCUGGACCUGGCCAAGGCACAGGAGAACAGCAGUGGAGUCAGCAGCAGCACCAAUUCCUUGAAGAAGAAGCCCAAGUAUGUCAGCUUGUAUACCAAGGAGGGGCAAGAUAAGCUGGCUGUCCUGAUCCCAGGGCGUCACGCCUGCGAGUGCCUGGGCCAGAAGCACAAGCUCAUCAACAACUGCUUGGUUUGUGGGCGCAUUGUCUGCGAGCAGGAGGGCUCUGGGCCCUGCUUGUUCUGUGGGGCUCUGGUGUGCACCAAAGAAGAGCAGGACAUUCUCCAACGGGACUCAAACAAGAGCCAGAAGUUGCUGAAGAAGCUGAUGGCAGGUGCUGAAAGCUCAGGGAAUUUGGAUGCCAUAAGCAAAGAUUUGCUGCCUCGGCAAGAAGCUAGGCUCAAAGCUGGCCUGGAGAUGGCUGUGAAACACAAAGACAAGUUGUUGGAAUUUGACAGGACCAGUGUGCGUCGAACCCAGGUCAUUGAUGAUGAAUCAGAUUACUUUGCCACCGACUCCAACCAGUGGCUUUCCAAGCAGGAGAGGGAAGCCCUCCAGAAGAGAGAGCAGGAGCUGCGGGAGCUGCGACACGCCUCGCGCCUGGCCAGGAAAAUCACCAUCGACUUCGCUGGCAGGCAGAUCCUGGAAGAAGACAACAGCAUGGCUGAAUACCACAGCAAACUGGAUGAAACCAUCGAAGCCAUUAGUUGUGGCACACUGGGCCAGGCAGCUGGGAGCCCAGAAACAAAGACAACUCUGAAUUCUGGUGUUUUAGUUAAUCCCCGUCUGCUCCAACCUGCUCCUUUGUGGGUGGACCAGACUGGCUUGCUCCCAGCUCGGAAGGCUGUCCCUUCCAUGGAUGCUGGGAACGUGUCUGGCUUGGAACGGAACAGGUUGCGGAUUCAGGAUCGAGAGUUGCAGGAGAUCUCAGAUGAUGGUUGGUGCCUCAGCAUGCACCAGCCUUGGGCCUCCUUGCUCGUCAGAGGAAUCAAAAGGGUGGAGGGCAGGACCUGGUACACAUCUCAUAGAGGGCGGCUAUGGAUUGCAGCUACUGCUAAAAGACCUUCCCCUCAGGAAAUCUCUGAACUGGAAGCCACCUACAGAAUGCUGCUUGACAAAGAUGUGGAGUUCCCAAGUGAUUAUCCCUCGGGCUGCCUCCUAGGCUGUGUGGAUGUGACCGACUGUUUAUCGCAAGAGCAAUUUAACGAGCAGUAUCCAGAUCUGAGCCAGGAGUCUGGGUCUCCAUUUGUCUUUAUCUGCACCAAUCCCCAGGAGAUGGUUCUGAAGUUUCCCAUCAAAGGAAAACACAAAAUCUGGAAGCUGGAUGCAAAGAUCCAUCAGGGAGCAAAGAAGGGGUUAAUGAAGCAGAAGGUGAUGGUGUGA
Molecule: messenger RNA, 1689 nt
Organism: Chaetura pelagica (chimney swift)
Lineage: Eukaryota; Metazoa; Chordata; Aves; Apodiformes; Apodidae
Gene: TRIP4
Product: thyroid hormone receptor interactor 4
Exons: 13
Coding region: 1-1689 (562 amino acids)
Biological process (GO): positive regulation of DNA-templated transcription
Cellular component (GO): nucleus
Molecular function (GO): zinc ion binding; transcription coactivator activity
Source: RefSeq, a predicted model, not a curated record